Messenger RNA from Stomoxys calcitrans (stable fly), 6822 nucleotides. RefSeq names its product LIM/homeobox protein Lhx4 (gene Lim3). The coding region runs from base 233 to 2197 and encodes 654 amino acids. The record is from RefSeq and is a predicted model, not a curated record. NCBI's taxonomy places the organism in Eukaryota, Metazoa, Arthropoda, Insecta, Diptera, Muscidae. The transcript has 7 exons. Gene Ontology annotation, cellular component: nucleus. Gene Ontology annotation, biological process: regulation of transcription by RNA polymerase II; neuron differentiation. Gene Ontology annotation, molecular function: RNA polymerase II transcription regulatory region sequence-specific DNA binding; DNA-binding transcription factor activity, RNA polymerase II-specific.
CGCCGGCAGAAAAUUUACGUCAAACCGAAAGAAAAGAAGGAAUAGUGCGGGAGCGAAAGAGCAAAUGAUUGACAUUUAAGGCUUUUGUGUCUUAACUUUACAUUAGGGCCAUAUUUCGAGGAAGAAGCCAAACAAACAACUAAACAACCAUCCAACAGUUUUUGCUUCGCUUACUCUGGCUUAUACUGCGAAACUGUCGUUCCUGGGUCAGCUAGGAUUUUCUAGGCGAUUUAUGCAUCUUAGUUUAGCAAUGAUGCAAACGUUGAAGCCUCCACCGCCGGCAUUAGCAACAACAUCUGCAGCAUCAUUGCUUCACCACCCCAACCAUCACCAUAUUCCACAUCAUCAUCAUCAUCCACAUAUACAUGCUACUCCCUUUCACUCGCCCAACUCCACUACAGCUGCCUUGUUAUUGCCUCCACAUAUGACUGCUCCCUCACAUGGCCACUGCCAACAGUUGACGAUGGGCCAGCAUCUGGCAUUGGGCCCAACAACAAAUCUUAACCACAUUGAUACGCGUCUAACACAUUUGCCCAGCUCCAUACAUAAUCCCGCUCUGCAACAUCUUUUGGAGCAGCAUACACAACAUUCGCAGCAGCAACAUACACUGAUGCCAGAGCCAAACCUGUCGUCACUGUUAUUGUCAGCUACAAAUAGCCAUAAUCCUGCUAUGAUAAUGGGCCAGAGCAACAGCAACAGCGUUCGGCAACAACAUCAUCAGCAGCAGCAAUCUCUGGGACCUCAGCUUCAAUGUGCCACAUCACCUGCUAUGGCUGCCACAAAUUUGGUGCCACCUUUCCCUAAUAGCAUAUCCUCUCAAACUACGGCAUGUGCUAUAGGUGGGAAUGUGGCAGCAGCAACAUCCAACACCAACAGCCUGCAGUCACAUCACUUGUCAAGUGCUGAGAUUAGCAACACCAUCAACAACAACUCCGAUUCCAUCAACGGCACCAUCACUGCCACCCUCAAUCCCAAUCACAAUGCCAACCUCAAUGGCAGCUGCAACAGCAAUGACCAAGAUGACCCAAAUCCCGAAAUGAUAUUGGCUUUAAUCUCCAGAAAUAAAGAGCUUGAGGCCACGAUACCAAAAUGUGGAGGCUGUCAUGAACUGAUAUUGGAUCGAUUUAUUUUGAAGGUGCUGGAAAGGACGUGGCAUGCGAAGUGUUUGCAGUGUAGUGAAUGUCAUGCCCAGUUGAAUGAUAAAUGCUUUGCCAGAAAUGGACAAUUGUUUUGUAAAGAGGAUUUUUUUAAGCGCUACGGAACGAAAUGUUCCGCUUGUGAUAUGGGUAUACCGCCAACGCAAGUCGUGCGACGUGCUCAAGACAAUGUCUAUCACCUGCAGUGUUUCCUAUGCACGAUCUGUUCGCGCACCCUCAAUACCGGCGAUGAAUUCUACCUCAUGGAAGAUAGAAAGCUAGUAUGUAAGCGUGACUACGAGGAGGCAAAGGCGAAAGGUUUGUAUUUGGAUGGUUCCUUAGAUGGUGACCAACCGAAUAAACGACCUCGCACUACGAUAACUGCAAAACAAUUGGAAACACUAAAAACCGCCUACAAUAAUAGUCCGAAACCUGCGCGUCAUGUUCGAGAACAGCUGUCCCAGGAUACGGGUUUAGAUAUGAGAGUAGUACAAGUCUGGUUUCAAAAUAGAAGAGCGAAAGAGAAACGUCUGAAAAAGGAUGCUGGCCGAACACGAUGGAGUCAAUAUUUCCGCUCAAUGAAGGGCAAUUGUUCGCCAAGAACUGAAAAAUUCCUAGACAAAGAUGAUCUUAAAGUCGAUUAUGAUAGUUUUAGUCAUCAUGACCUUAGUAACGACAGUUAUAGUACCGUCAAUUUGGGUUUAGAUGAGGGAGCCUCACCACAUUCGCUGCGUGGCUCAUAUCUGCACGGUAGUUCGAGUCCUUCACAGUAUCCAUCUAGUCGUUCACCGCCACCGGUGGGGCAAAAUCAUUCGUUUGGUUCAUAUCCCGACAAUAUCGUUUAUACAAAUAUAGAUCAUAAUUCCACAUCGAAUCUGCAUGGCGCUAAAUCACAAUCCCGCUUACAUGCUGGCAGUGCUGUUUCCGAUCUAAGCAACGACUCUAGUCCCGAGCAAGGUUUUCCCGACUUCCCUCCCAGCCCUGAUUCAUGGCUGGGCGAUGCGGGGAAUACCACAACCUCUAAUCCAAAUUCGGCAACACCAGGCGGUGUACAUUACUGAUACUCAAACAUUCUCUUUAGAUAUUUUCAAAUGCAAUCACGCAACUUGUUGCUGCAACAUCAUCAUAACCAGCAACAGCAGCAACAUCAAUCUCUAGAAGCUUUGGCCCCCAUGGAAGCGGACGAGGGCGAAGUUCAUUCAUUACCUGCUGCUUCAUUGCAAAAAGCCGAGCAAAAUUCAUAACAUUUUGAAAAUGCUAAAGAAAAGUGAUCCAAAUCACAAAAGUUUGCAAUCAGUUUAGCUAUUGUUUGGAUAUAAUCUUAGAAUUUGUUCCCUUGUUUCUUUGAUAAUUUUGUUUAAUGUUUUAUGUUCUUUCCAGCUUUUUCUCUUUAAGAUGAAAUUGUUAUUUAUAUGAGAAAGAUAGAAUUUCUUUAGAAAGCAAACAUCCCCUUCUAAGAUUUUGCUCAAAUGUUUGUUAUUCUUGAGAUAUAUUAACAAAAAACAAAAACAACCCGAAUCCUUUUGGAAACAUCAUGUUCGUCCGCGCUGAAUAGUGCAGGAGUUAAGGCCGAAACAGAAUGAGCGCGUUGAGGUUGGUUUUUGAGCGUCGCGUUUUAAAAAUGCAACACUGCACACAAAUCACACAAAAGCAACGCGUAAAAGUAAAAAAUUGUCAACUUUGAUCCAUGAAAGCGAGCGCCAUUCUGUGCUGUCACACGUGAAGUAGUGUUUUAAUUAAUUUAGGUUAAAAAAUUGUUUAACUUUUGCGAGUUGAAUUUUUGAUAUUUUUUUGUAGAGCUGCAUUUUUCAACGCGAUGGUUGUCAACGAGCUUAUUCUGUUUAAGCCUUUACAGUACUAUGACUAUAUCUAAAAAAAAAGGUCAGUGAAGAGCUUUUAGGGAAAUGCGCUAACUUAACCUCGGCUUUUGUAUAGGUCAUUGCUAAGAAUUUCUAAUCCAUCAAAUAUCAUUUAUGGUAUCUAUUUGGUUACACUGGAUUAGGUUAGGUUGACAAGAGUGUCAGGAUUAAAGCUUCGGAAUCACUUUCUGAUACGAUUUACCUAUGUCAGUCUGUCCAUGUUAAUUUGUGCACAAACUACAGGUUGCAACUUUCAUCCGAUCGUCUUCAAAUUUGGAACUUACAUUUUUUUGGCAUAGAGACGAAGCCUAUUAAAAUUGGAAAAAAUAGGUUUAAUUUUGGAUAUAGCUCCCAUAUAUAUGUUCGUCCGAUUUGGAAUAAUAUAGCUAUAAACCGAUUUGUUAACCGAUUCUAUCGAAAUUUGGCAGGGGUCUCUUGCAGGAGUCGAUUGACUCUUGACAUUACUUGUGAGUUUCAUAGAAAUCGAUUCCGAUCGAUUUAAAUAUAGCUGCCAUAUAGGUAUAUUGCCCGAUUUUCAUUCCCUGAGCAAGCGCAUUUAUUGGACAUAAGUUUGGUCGAAAUCGGGUCAGAUCCCAUACAUAUGUUUGUCAGAUUUUGUGUAAUUGCCAAUAAUGUUGUCAUUUGUCAACCGUGGUUAUUACAGCUUGGAACAUAUUGGCUCGAAAUUUGAUACGGAUUUUUCAAUAAAAACAUCCGCCCAGGUCCAUCAAAAUUCGUUCAGGACUAGAUAUGGCUCACACUUUGUACUUAUAAGAUAGGUAUAGGGUAUUAUACAGUCGGCACAGCCUGACUUUUGCCUUUCCUUACUGAUUAUAUUCUAUCCCACUGUGCAUCGCUCAUUCUGCAAUGUUAUGAACUUUGGCAUUUAAUUGGCAUGCUCCAUAGUCCGCUUAACAUUUUUAUAUUCAGUCUCCUAAAUUUUACUUUGUCGUAUGCCAUAUCCAAGACACUUUCGGCUUGUCUACAGAGAUGUUCUACAUUCCUGCCGCUUAGAAUGCUUGCAGACUGUACUAAAUCCUACUUCAGCUAGAAACGUUAGCUUUACCGAAAUAUGGUCUGCACUCAAAAUCAAUGAGUGCAGUCCGAUUCAAGUUAAAGCUCAAUGAUAAGGGACCUCCUUUUUAUAGCCGAGUCCGAACGGCGAGCCGCAGUGCGACACCUCUUUGGAGAGAAGUUUUACAUGGCAUAGUUCCUCACAAAUGUCGCCAGCAUUAGGAGGGGAAAACCACCGCUGACAAUUUUUUCUGAUGAUCUCGCCAGGAUUCGAACCAGGCGUUCAGCGUCAUAGGCGGACAUGCUAACCUCUGCGCUACGGUGGCCUAUAUGCAGCUAUAUUGAAAUCUGAGCCGAUCUAGAUCAUAUUGCAGGAAGAUGUCGAGGGAUCUAACACAACUCACUGUCCCAAUUUUCGGCGACAUCGGACAAUAAAUGCGCCUUUUAUGGGCCCAAAACCUUAAAUCGAGAUAUCGGUCUAAAUGGCAGCUAUAUCCAAAUCUAGACCGAUCUGAGCCAAGGUGAAGAAGAAUGUUGAAGGGCCUUACACAACUCACUGUCCGAAAUUUGGCCGAUAUCGGACAAUAAAUGCGCCUUUUAUGAGCCCAAAACCUUAAAUCGAGAGAUCGGUCUAUAUGACAGCUAUAUCCAAAUGUGGACAGGUCUGUGCCUAAAACCCUAAGUCGGCGGAUCGGUCUAUAUGGGGGCUAUAUCAAGAUAUAGUCCGAUAAAGCCCAUCUUCGAACUUUACCUGCUUAUGGACAAAAAAAGAAUCUGUGCAAAGUUUCAACUCAAUUCAAUUGAUUUCAGCAGAUUUUUAAGACAAAUUCUAAGAGGAUUUGUCUAAGAAAACUUUGGCCUGAAAUCAUUCAAAUCAAUAUCGAUCUUUAGGAUUUCAAACAAUAAACUUUUAUUGUUUGAGUGAUUUUGUCCAUAGAAUCCGAAAGCUCCAUUUUGAUUUUAGACCCAUGAUUUCUUUUGCAAAACUUCUUAGUGUUGACAAAUGGGGCACUGACAUAUAAGAAGACUGUAAUUGGAAGAACUCGUACCUGGGAGUUAACAAAAUCAAAAGACAGCUCUGAAUUUAGGUCUUAACCUCAGACAAGUUUAAACGUGAUGCAGAAUAUGCAGCACAUUGAAGUCCAUGUUCUGAAUAUACAAAGUUGUGGUGAGACUUAGAGAGCUCAGCCUGCUGAAGGAGAACAUGUACAGCUACAGUCGUCAUCGCAUAAUUGCCAUUAGUAGAGGUGUUUGGAUGGGAAUGAGUAAAAAACGGUCAAGAACUUACUGUGUAGACCUACACAGGAACACAAGCUUUCCAACUUAGGGGGUGUACCGCAGACCAGUAGUUGGCAUGAACCCAGUUGUACGCGGAAGACCAGUAGUUGGCAUGCUCACGUUUGACACUUUUCAACCGGUGCUCCGGCGCUCUUCUUUUAAUUUCUAUCUCACCUCUGGUUCCUAUUUCCGACUUAAGCCCUUUAACUAUGUCACCUACACUCUUUUUCUAGCUGGAGUAUCACAAUAAGUCAAACUAACCUUCGACGCACCUAUACACAACACUACCCAAUCAAGCUAAACCAAACUUGUCAUGGCACUUGGUCAACGCCCAUCCCAAGCGGAUUUUCUACGACUACCUGUAGAACAGCUUUCUUUCUCAGUAAAAUCCUUCGUUUUGUCAGUUCAGUAUGCGUAGCCUCUUGAUCUUUAAUUUAAACCGUUGCCUUUGUGAGUUGUAAAGCUCCUAAGUAAUCUAAAAAUGCUCGGUAAAAGGGAUUGCGGUCAAAAUAAGGGCUAUACCAAAUUAUUUAAGGUAUUGUGCAGAAUAUUCGGUUACAAAAUUAACUUGUGAUGAUUCUAGAUGCAAUCACAAUGUAAGGGGAUUCGAUAAAAACAGCUGAGAACGAAACUAAAUUAUUCGGCAGCUUAUUAACAAUUUGCAACUUAAGAUGUAUUUUAUCAUUUUGACCUUGCUAUUAAUGCUAUUCUUAUAAAAAAAAAAAAACAUUUAGCCAUUUAGACGAAAAUGUAUCAUUCUAAAUGUUCUACUAACCAAAAGGGUAAAGGUUUUAAAAGUCGGAAUAAACCGACUAAAAUAAUUUUUUUAUACAAAACAUUUAGUUUCCCCGUAUAGAAAUACAUAGAAGAGUUUUGUGAAGCCAUGAAUUUUUUUAUAAAUAUUUUUUUUUUUUGUUAUAAAUCUUUUUUGUUUUGAUAUAAAUAUUUUUUUAUGUUUUAUUUUAUUGUAGUCUUCUCACAAUAAAAACAUUCCAACUAUGUGUGUAUAUAAUGUAAAUUUGUGUAAAUUUGUAUUAAAUAUUUUUUUCUAAAUUUAAUUAACUUAAGAUUUAGAAAAUGCUAUAUAACAUAUAUUUAGAGAGUUAUUUAUUAUUAUAUGUAACUAAUAAUAAUAAAAAAUAACUAUAAAACACAAUACCUAAAAAGAUGAAUUAAAAAAAAAACCAUUCACACUUUAAAUAAAAAAAUAAAAUAAAACAAACUACAUACAAACAAAAACAUAUAACCGCUUUAUACAAACUAGAAAAAAAUAAUUAAAAAAGAAAAGAGUAAUAGCAACUCAAUAAAGGAAAGCAUCAAAAAAGGUAAUUUUCAAAAAAAAAACAAAAAAAAACCAUUGAGUCACAUUAUGCCAUCAACAACAACAACAACAACCGAAACAAGAAAAACAAAAACCGUGAUUAUUGUCUUGUUUAUAUAUCUUGUAAGUACGUAAUAGAUAUUAAAGAAAAACAAAUGAAAAUCACAAAAAAUAAAUCAUUACAAAUAUGAACUAUUUGAAAGCUAAAAAUCAU